AUGCUGGAGAGAGGUCGACACACACUGGAAACAACAGUGGAGAAGUUGUUGCUGAGUGUGAAUGUCACCCCCGACUGUGAGAUUGAGGCACACCUGAGCGGGGCGGAGAGGGAUGUGAGUGACAAGUUAACCCUGGGCACCCGCAUAGUGGGAAUUGAUGGGCAAACUGUCACAGAUAGUGGCGAGCUGCGAGAGCUGUUGCUUUCGCGGGACAGUGCGUCGCAAGUGACAGUGAGCUAUGAAAAGGAGGACGAUGCAGUGGAACGAGUCAACAUCAGUGGGAGUGUAAGGUUCGAUGGCGUGACAUCCGCCAUCGCUCCCCAGCGUCCACGUGACGCCGUGCUGGAUCAUCUCAUCCAAGAACCGGCACUGGAUUCUGCGCCAAAGCAGAAAGGUACGUCGCUACAGUCGCUACAAGAGUCGUCUCCAACUAGGGGUUCGCUCGGCACAACGCCAAGAAGCAGUGGCUGCAACCGCAGCGACCACUUCGCUGCGAGGGCCGAUGGAGAAGAAGACUCUGUUUCGGUUGCCUCCUUCAGCGAGUUCACAACGGAGCUCAGAAAAAACGAGCAGCGCAAUACGUCAGACCCUGCGAAGACUCCAGCUAGUACAGAUACACCGGCGCUCUUGGAGUUCGAUAAACUAGACAUGCCAGCACGCACGGCGGAAGUGUCUAAGCCAGCCAUGUCACUGUUGGGGGAAGUGUCGCCGGAGUGCUCGGUGCGGCAGCGGAUUAUGCGUGCCAUAAGCGCUGUCGGUGUUGGUGCAUGUGUCAUUUGCGUCUGUCAGGAUGUGAAUCCAAUCGCCGAGAUUGAGCUCGUCGCCAUGACGUUGCAGGUUUCCGUUAUUGCAGUCAACCUCGGGGUGAAACUGCGCUUCCGACCGAAGCCAGAGGCAUUUGCCGAGCAGUUCAAGGCUGCCAUGAAGGAGGGGGCGUGGUUUGUUAUUGUGAACGCUCACAAGUCGAUUGGAACCUGUCGUGUACUUGAGGAGCUCGUGAAGGACGCGGAGAGCCGCAACUUUGAGGGAUUUAGCCCGGCCGCGAGGAUCAUUAUUUGCCUGGAGCCGCACCCGCACUUUCCGCGCUAUCUCAUUAAGCGAGCUGAAGUGACAGGGAUACAGAGCUCACUCUCGGGCUCGUCUUCACAGCUAUCGAUGUCUGUCUCGCGCAAUCGGCUUGUGACAGCCGAGUCGAUGUGCUCGCGGCGCACCUCCGCUGUCGGCGUCCUGCACGUGCCUGCAUCAGGCGUGGGUGCCAGUAGUGAUAGCGGUAGUGGCACUAAACCUAAGCGGCGCGUGCGCAUUAGCGCUGCUGUGGAUGUGGUGGACAUUGCCCCACGUGAGGUGGUGGCGCCGCCGCGCGAACGUUCCUUCCUCAUCAGUGGAAGCGUUGCCCUCCGCGCCGCCUUCACGGGCGUGCCGAACGACAAGUUUCUUUGUGUGUCCACCGCUGGCGAAGCCGGGCGUUUUGCAGUGGGCUCGUCGAUGGGCAACGUGUACUUUGUCGACGAGCUCGGUAACUCCCUCAUGCAGGCGCACGCCCACGAGGCCUCUAUCUGGGACCUCAGCUUUAACGACAAGUACCACUUCGCGACCGGCUGUGAGGACGGCACCUCCAUCGAGUGGGCCUUCGAGCUUGGCGGCCCCGAUGGCGCGUUGCUCGCCCCAUCCUCGUUGGCAACGCUGGGCAACGACGUGUACUGUCUGACGUACCUGCGCGGGAAGCCAGAAGCCCCGCUGCUCAUUGGUGGCCUCAGUUGCAAACUGAUGGUGCACAGCGCGAACGGGGUAGAUCAGUGUGUCUCCAUCUCUUCCAACGCGCAGGUGAUGGACUGCUUCUCCGAGAGCCCCAUUGUGCUGGUGGGUGGCAGCGACGGCUCUGUGGCGGCGGUCGAUGCCAUGACUGCCACAGUGGUGACGAGCUUCAAGGAGCACUUGCGCAAGUUGCCGGCGCUGACAAUCCACGACGAGAGUAACUUUUUCACUGGCUCGUUCGACAGCACGAUUCUCUCCUGGGACUACCGCGCUCCGCCGUGCCCGACGGGGGAGAUCGCAACAAACGAGCUGCCACAAGCAAAUUCGACACACACAUUGAAGCUGAAGAAUUAUGUGACAGGUCUGCACGUAGACGACGUGCACCUGGCAGCGAGUGUCGGGGAGAAUUUGUAUCUCUGGGACGUGCGCAAGCUGAGCGAGGUGCUUGGAGGCUAUCCACAGGCCUGGCGCGGUCUCUCGCGCGGCAUACGUGUUCAUAGCGCCGGCCAGUGCGUUGUGACUGCUUCACAGGAUGGCUACGUGCGUUUCUGGAGCUUUGUGUAG
This is a messenger RNA of Trypanosoma grayi, 2319 nucleotides long. RefSeq lists its product as hypothetical. The coding region runs from base 1 to 2319 and encodes 772 amino acids. The record is from RefSeq and is a predicted model, not a curated record. The transcript has a single exon. Lineage: Eukaryota; Euglenozoa; Kinetoplastea; Trypanosomatida; Trypanosomatidae. Gene Ontology annotation, molecular function: protein binding.